AUGACGAACCAAUACACUUCCAUCGACACCUUCAAGCGCGCCCGCGAGCUCAAAGCCUCAGCUUUGCAGAACAUUUCCAUCCUGAAACCUAUACCUUCUUCAUUUGACGAACGCCCUACAGCCGCCACCUUCGAAGACACGCUCAUCAGGACCCUCCGCGCCGAAGGCAAACCCUGGGCCGACAUCAACGCCUACCUCAAUGAGCGUCGCGUGUCCAACAAGGAAGCACCAACCUGGACCGAAGCCGCCGUGUACUCGCGCUUCAUCCUUAACAGCUCUACGAUCGCGACGCCGGCAAAGGAGAUUGGCUUCGAGCCGCGCGACUACGCACAUCUGAGGAAUGCGGGGAGUGGACGCGAGGGUACGAGUAAGGCAGGCAAGAAGCGCGUGAAAGACUUCCAGAAUGCGACAGAGUUGAGUGCGAAUAUCCGGAAGCCCGCCGGCGAAUCGGAGGAAGGGAUUGUCAAAAUGGAUGAGGGGAUGGUUGAGGUGCUGAUGCGCGCUGUGGCUAAAGUGGAGAGGAGCUUCUGGGUGUUCGUGGCUGAUGAGGUAGAGAGGGAGGGCGGGAAGUACAUUGAGCCGAAGGAGUUGGAGAAGAUAUUCCAUGACAUCUGA
This is a messenger RNA of Macroventuria anomochaeta, 615 nucleotides long. RefSeq lists its product as uncharacterized. Bases 1 to 615 code for a protein of 204 amino acids. NCBI's taxonomy places the organism in Eukaryota, Fungi, Ascomycota, Dothideomycetes, Pleosporales, Didymellaceae. The record is from RefSeq and is a predicted model, not a curated record. The transcript is spliced from 2 exons.